Linum tenue is the source of this 507-nucleotide messenger RNA. The record is from the annotation of a GenBank genome assembly. NCBI's taxonomy places the organism in Eukaryota, Viridiplantae, Streptophyta, Magnoliopsida, Malpighiales, Linaceae.
AUGAUGACGACCUUCGCCAUCUUGAUCUUCGACCAGGACUUGCCCAAUGGGAAUUUCAGGCGGCUGGAGAAUUCAGGGAACCAAAUUCCCCAAAUCCUGUUCCAUGGAGUUAGGAAUUACAGGGGAUGGAUUCUGGCUCUGACUUAUGGGUACUGCUUUGGGGUGAAAUUGACGGUGGAUAAUGUGAUUGCCGAGUAUUUCUAUGACCGAUUCAAUUUGGACCUCCAGACCGCCGGAAUGAUUGCGGCAAGCUUUGGAUUGGCGAAUUUAAUUUCCCGGCCAGGGGGGGACUUGGGAGGCUCCAUUGUUGUAAUGAUCCUUUUCUCGUUCUUCGGCCAAGCUGCUUAUAGCCUAACCUUUGGAGUCGUGCCCUUUGUCUCCAUAAGGUCUUUAGGGUUAAUCUCGGGCAUGACGGGAGGAGGAGGGAACGUGGGAGCGGUGAUAACUCAGCUGGCAUUCUUCAAACGGUCAAAAUUUUCCAAGGAGACUGGAAUCACAUACAUGUGA